This is a messenger RNA of Erinaceus europaeus (western European hedgehog), 2898 nucleotides long. RefSeq names its product serine/arginine repetitive matrix 3 (gene SRRM3). The record is from RefSeq and is a predicted model, not a curated record. Gene Ontology annotation, molecular function: mRNA binding. NCBI's taxonomy places the organism in Eukaryota, Metazoa, Chordata, Mammalia, Eulipotyphla, Erinaceidae. Bases 165 to 2072 code for a protein of 635 amino acids. The transcript is spliced from 15 exons.
CUGGGGAGAAGAGGGCGCGGGGCCGCGGGGCCCGGGGCUGCCCUGCCCUGCCCAGCCGAGCGAGGGGGCAACCCGGAGGCGGCCCACAGCAGCAAGGCCGGACGGCGGGGCUCCGGCACCCGGCAGAGCGCGGCGGUCAGCGGGGAGGUCCCGGGCCAGCCGCCAUGGCUUCCACCGUCAACAACGGGGGAGCCAGCCUGCCGUCCCCGUCCGACGCCGCCAACGGCUUCCCGCAGCCGGGCGCCUCCUCCGGGGCCUGGCCGCGGGCGGAGGACGAGCUGCGCGCCGCCGAGCCGGGGCUGGUCAAGCGCGCGCACCGCGAGAUCCUGGACCACGAACGCAAGCGGCGCGUGGAGCUCAAGUGCAUGGAGCUGCAGGAGAUGAUGGAGGAGCAGGGGUACUCAGAAGAGGAGACCCGGCAGAAGGUGAGGACUUUCCGGCAGAUGCUGAUGGAGAAGGAGGGCAUGCUUACCAGGGAGGACCGGCCUGGGGGGCCUAUCGUGGCGGACAUCCCGCGACUGACCGAGGGCGCUGAGCCGGGCCUGAACUACACGCCCUUCCCAGAGGAGGACGAUGACGAAGGACCGGUGGAUUGCGACUGUCCCGCUGCCUGCUACCGCGGCCACCGGGGGUACAGGACCAAGUACUGGUCCAGCAGCUCGGCGUCGCCCCCACCCAAGAAGAAGAAGAAAAAGAAAGGCGGCCACCGGAGAAGCCGCAAAAAGAGGAGACUAGACUCGGAGUGCAGCUGUGGCAGCUCGUCCCCUCUGCGCAAGAAGAAGAAGGGCGUGAAGAAGCACCGCCGAGACAGAUCUGACUCUGGGUCCCGGAGGAAGCGAAGACACAGAUCUCGAAGCCCCAAAAGCAAAAGAAAAGAGAAGAACAAAGAGAGGAAGAGGCCUCACGCAGACUCCCCGGGCCGGAGGUCCCACCGCCACAGCAGCCGUAGCUCCCACAGCCCCUCCCUCUCCUCCCCAUGCAGUGAUUCCAGAUCACCCAGCAGGCUGAGCCCAAAGCGCAGAGAUGAAGGGCGGAAGACGGGCAGCCAGCGGUCCAGCGCGAGCGUGUCGCCCUCCCCGUCGGGCGGCAGUGGAUGGGGGUCCCCGCAGCAGAACGGCGGCAGCCGGCGCAGCGGAGCGCACGGGGCCCGCCCGGGCCAGGAGCACAGCCCGCCCCCCGAUAAGCCCAGCUCGCCCUCGCCCAGGGCCGGCGACCAGGUGGAGGCGGGCGCGGCAUCGCCGCCCGCGGGGAAGCAGAGCCCGAGCCCGCGCUCCACGCCGUGGUCUCAGACCCGGGGAGGCCGCCCGGCGGGCGGGCCGGCUCGGAGGCGGCGGAGGAGGCGGCGGCGGCGGCGGCGCUCACGGUCCUCGGCGUCAGCUCCCCGCCGCAGAGGCCGCCGGCGCGCCCGGCCCGCAGCUGCCCGGGGCUCGUCGCGCUCGCUCAGCAGAGCCCGUUCCAGCAGCGACUCGGGCGGCGGCGGCCCCGGGCCCGGAACCGAACCCGAAGCCGGCUCGGAGCGAGGCCAUGGCAGGCGUGGGAAACGACCCAGGGAGCGGCCCCAGCGCACCCGGCCGGUCAGCACGUCCCCGUCGCCAGGCCCGAACCCGCGAUCCUGGAGCUCCAGCCGCUCGGCCUCUCCGUCCCGCUCGCGCUCGGCGGACAAGCGCUCCCGCUCCCGCAGCCGCUCGCCAUCGCCCAAGAAGCCGCCGGGCCGGGACAAGGACGCCGAGGCCCGUGCCCGCCACGCCGAGGCCGAGGCCGCCCGCGCCCGCCGCCGCUCCCGCAGCUACUCGCCCAUCCGCAAGCGGCGCCGCGACUCGCCCAGCUUCAUGGAGCCACGGCGCAUCACCAGUGCGCGGAAGCGGCCCAUCCCCUACUACCGGCCUAGCCCCUCAUCAUCAUCGUCUGACGGCCUGAGCAGCGAGUACUCCAGCCGCAGCCCCAGCCCCAGCCCCAGCCGCAGUCCCAGCGCUGGCCGCAGUCCCCGGAGCUCCAGCAGCCGCUCGCGCAGCGCCUCCCGGACCCCCAGCCCCAGCCCCAGCCGCAGCAGCUCCGAGAGCGGGGCCUUCUGAGCCAGCGCAGGCCGGGAAGAUCUUGCGAGUGGGGACCCCGAGGGCCUGGGGGGCGCUAGGCGCCAGCCACUGCAUCCAGAGGGCACCCCGCCAGGCCUCGGCACCCCGCCCCAGCCGCAUCCAGGGAACACAAGAGCCGUGUGAACACAGCCCCCCCACCCCGGGCCCCCCUUCUGCCCUGCUCCGCGCCAGCUCAGGGGCUGGGGACCUGGGCCCCUCCAGAGAGGCCGGGCCUGGGUAUCCCCCACCCCCAACAUGGAGGAAGAAAACCGAGUGUGGUGCAAGCGCAACCCCCUGGGACCUGGAGGCUGGCCCUGGGGGGUGGGGACUGGGGCCUGAACCCCAGCUAGAGGGGCUGGGGAGCUCCCUCCCGCACCUCCAGUCCCCCACCUGUGCCCUGGGCCAAGGCCUCCUGGCAAGGAGAGAAGGGUUGGACAAGGUCACCACCUGCUGGCCAGCCAGGCCCAUGUCCCACCCGAUGGCAGAUGGCAGCUCUUGGGGCCCGCCCCCAGGUGGCCAGACAAGGCUGUGGGGAAGGGGUGCUGUGUGCCCCCCUUCCCCAAGAAGCAGGGCCUGUGGCCCGGGGCUACCCUCUGGCAGGCGCCAACCCUCUGCUGCCCCAGCCCCCUCCUCCUGGGGCCCUCAGGGAUCUCACAAAAGUCUUCCUUGGCCCAGCAGGGCAGAUGCCCUGGGCUCUGGUGGGGGGAGGGGGUCUGGGGUUUGGUCCGGGUUCCCCCCUCCAUCUCCCCGCCCCUAUUUUCCACAGUGCGGGUAGAAAUUGGACUCUAAUAAUAAACAGUUGGUGCCCGGAUGGCAGGUGUUGAAA